This is a messenger RNA of Petromyzon marinus (sea lamprey), 15283 nucleotides long. RefSeq names its product kinesin-like protein KIF26B. Gene Ontology annotation, biological process: microtubule-based movement. NCBI's taxonomy places the organism in Eukaryota, Metazoa, Chordata, Hyperoartia, Petromyzontiformes, Petromyzontidae. Gene Ontology annotation, molecular function: ATP binding; microtubule motor activity; microtubule binding. The record is from RefSeq and is a predicted model, not a curated record.
GACCGCGCCUUGGGGGCGGCGCUUUUUCUUGUUUUACCCCCUCCCCCGCUCCCUCCUUCUCUUCUGACAAGUCAGCUGCUCAAUAUCUGUUCAUUUUCUCGUCGUUUCAAUAUUUCGCGAAUUGAGCGCAGCUUGGAUGAGUGUGCGCCGUCGCCCACGAUCCGGGAGGGACCUUCUCUUGCAGUCGCCUCCUGCGCUCGAAACGAAGAGGCGCAAAAUACCUGGACCUUUAAUCCAUCAUCACCAUACACACACACACACGCGGACACGGAGAGGCAGGUACACGUGCGCACGUACACGAGCACGCGCGUGUGCACUUGAGCAUGCUGCUCGCUGCGCGGUGACUCGAAGGCGGUGCUGGUGCUCCACGUGCACUCCUAGUGCGUUAAACGGAGCGAGGAGGUCUGUUAUUGUCGUCAUCUACACAGUGGCGAUAGAUCACACACAGAACACGCGCGCUACACGCGCUGCUGGCAGGGGUGAUGCUGCGUCUGUAGCCUGCACACACGAGGCGCGUGGCGGCUUCUGGAGGGGGUUUAUAAUCGCAUCGAGAAGGCAACCGAAACAACAUUUUUUUUUUUAAAACCGUAACCCCAAGACAAGACGAUGAAAUCCGUGUCGGUGAACAGGGACGGGACGCAGUACGCAACGGAGACCAGGAAACCGGCGGCGUCGUCGGAUGGCAGCCAGCCCCAGGCGAAGGGCGCCGCCGCCGCCGCCGCCGCCGCCUCCCCGGACGAUCGCAGCGGCCUCAAGAGGCCCACGCCGGAGGGGGCCGGUGCCGUCCCGGGGGCCGGAGCGUGGGCCGGCGAGGAGGCCAGGGUGGGGGGGGCCCCCGCCUGGUGCGCCGUGUGCGGCCCUCGCCAGGGGGAGCCGCGGAGGAAGCUCGCCUCGCCCGCCAAGGAGCCAGCGUCCGACUGGGCUGAUGGCCGCUGUGAGGCCUGCUCGUCGUGUCCUGGGCCUCCUCUUGAUGACGGAACGGCGGCGGCGGCAGCGGCGUGUCUGGAGCAUCUUCCUAUCGGCACGCCCACGCACCGGCCUGGCCCGGCCACACUGCCCCAACCACCGCUGCCACUGCAUUCGCAGUCCCAGUCUCCAUCCUCGCGUGGAGCCAAGGCUUUACCACCACCACCAUCGUCAUCGUCAGCAGCCAGGGCCACGCAGAGUCCUGCGGCUGCCGAACGCAAGAAGGGAGGUUCCUCGAGUGGGGGCGUGGCAGGGGAUGGAGCAUGGACUUCUCCAAAGAUGAAUGGCUACGCGGCACAUGCUUACCUGCAGGGUGCGUCUCCAACCCUAGAGGGCUGCAAGCCGCUGUCCGCGGGCUCCAGUUUGGAGCAGCAGAGCCUGGGCCACCCUCCGCUGGAGAGGCUGGCGUCGCCCGCUCGCUCGCCGCAGGCUCUGCCGUGGUCGCUCUCGGCACCGGGAGGCUCCCCGGCGCACGGGAGCCCGCAGAAGACCGCCCACGCCGCCCCGGGGUCGUACGCGGCGAACAGCAACUGCAACGGCAACGGCAAUCCGAACGCGUCCUUCUUCACGAGGGCGGCACAGAAGCUGAGCUUGACGGGCCGCAUGAUGAAACGGAAGCAGCGAGCGGCCCCCGCUCAUGCCCCGGCGGAGCCUCCCCCGAGCCCAGGCAGCUUCGCGUGGGCCCUGCGCUCCGCGGCGCCCCCCGUGCCGCCCUGCCUCCUGCGCGCCGCGGGGAAAGCCCGCGACAACCCGGGCGCCGGCAAGGUGAAGGUGAUGCUGCGCGUGUGUCCGGCCCGCCGCGACGUCUCCGGCUCGCCGGCACUCAAGGUGGACCCACGGCGGAAGCAGGUCACGCUCUACGACCCCGCCGCCGCGGCAGGGGCCAGCUCCCAGAAUGCCGCGCUCCGCCGUGCCGGGGUGGCGGUGCCAAAAAUCUUCCCCUUCGACGCCGUCUUCUCCCAGGAUGCAUCGCAGGCGGAGGUGUGCGCUGGCGCGGUGCCGGAGAUCAUCCAGUCGGUGGUGAACGGAGCCGAUGGAUGCAUCUUCUGCUUUGGAAACGCUAAACUCGGAAAGACGUACACGAUGCUGGGCAGCGGAGACUCGAGCCAGGCGCUCGGCGUGGCUCCGUGUGCCAUCUCGUGGCUCUUCCGUCUCAUCGAGGAGCGCAAGGAGCGCACGGGGGCGCGCUUUUCGGUCCGCGUCUCCGCCGUGGAAGUGUCGGGGCGCGGCGAGGCCCUGGGCGACCUCCUGAGUGACGUCGCGUCGGGCACUACGCAGGACGACAAUCAGUCCCCCGGGGUCUUUCUCCGCGAGGACCCUGUGUGCGGCACGCAGCUGGAGAACCAGAACGAGCUGCGAGCCUCCACGGCGGAGCGCGCCGCGGGCUUCUUGGACGCGGCCGUGGCGGCUCGCCAGGGCGGGGCGGCGGACGCCAGCGAGGAGGACCGCCGCAACUCCCACAUGCUCUUCACGCUGCACGUCUACCAGUACCGCAUGGAGCGCGGCGGGCGCGGCGGCAUGACGGGCGGACGCAGCCGUCUCCACCUCAUGGACCUGGGCAGCUGCGAGAAGGUGCUGUGCAAGAGCCGCGAGCCGGGGUCGGGGAUGUGCCUCUCGCUCAGCGCCCUCGGCAGCGUCCUCCUCGCGCUCGCCAACGGAGCCAAGCACAUCCCCUACAGGGAGAGCCGGCUCACGAUGCUGCUGCAGGAGUCGCUGGGCAACAUCAACUGCCGCACGACGAUGAUCGCCCACGUGUCGGCCGCGGCGGCCCGCCACGCCGAGACGCUCGCCACCGUACAGCUGGCGGCUCGCGUUCACCGCUUGCGCAAGAAGAAAUCUCGGUCUGCGUCCAGUUCGUCGGGUGGGGACAGCUCGUGCGAGGAAGGGCGCGGCCAACGUGGCCCGGCGCCCAUCCGCCCGUUCCACCCCCGCCUCAUGGCCCUGGAUCCUGAGCCCCCUCUGGCGGCGGUGCCGCCGGCGGGCGGCCCCGGCAUGCGGCCUCCGCACCGGCUGGGCCUGGCGAGCGAGGCGGAGUACUCGUCGAGCAGCGAGCAGUCGUGCGACACGGUCAUCUACGCCGGCGAGGGUGGAGACCUCACCGACAACGAGGGCCCCCCCGAGUCCGUGCCGGUGUCCCCCGCAUCGUCGUCCAACUCGGCCAACUCGGCCAACUCCUCUGCCAACUCGGCCAACUCGGCCAACUCCUCUGCCAACUCGGCCAACUCGGCCACCUCAUGGACGGCCGACGGUGACCGGGCAAAGCUGCUGAACCGGGAGAGCGAGGAUGCGUCGCCUGUCACGCCCGCCGUGGUGAUGGGCGACACAUGGGCGGCGGUGGUGGCGGCAGUGGCGGCGAUGGAAGGCCAAACGGGAACUUCUCCCAUAGAAUCCUCGGACGCCGCGGACGCCACUGGCGACGGCACUUCUACGCCGGCAGGCGAACAACUGCCCGCGGAGCCGGCCAAUCCCUCGGAUCGCGACCACUUCAAGUGCAAGACCUUCGCCGAGCUGCAGGAGAGACUGGACUGCAUAGAUGGGAGCGAGGAGCCCCGUUGUUUCGCGUUCGUCGAGGCCUCCGCGACCACCGUGGCCACCGUGGUCGAAGAGGAGCGAACGGCGGACGGCCGUGGCGUCUCCGCCGGGUCGCCGUGGCAUGCCGAGGACGAACCCUCAAAAGACAACAACAACGAAGCACCCGCGUCUCCGUGCGCGCUCGGAAACGGCUACAAAGCGCGCGGCAAUGGGGACUGUGUGUCUUCUGAAGUGUCGGCGGAUAAAAUCAACAGGAACGAAAUACCGAGCUGUGGUAGCGGGGCGGGAAAGGUGCCGGGCGGCGGCCCUGCGUGCGUGCCGAUCGCUCUGUCGCUCGCGCCGGGCGGCGAACGGGGAGGGAAGCUCGGCUCCCCAGAGAAGAGGGCAAUGGGGAAGCGGUCGCUGCCCAGCCCGGCCCCUCCUCCGCCGGGGACAAAGCCGCAGUACAGAGGCACGGAAUCGACGGCGUGCAGGGCCCACGCGGUAGGCGGCCUCCAGACGAGGACGCCGCCCGUGGGAAUGAGCCCCCAGGUGGCCAAGCGGGUCCUCGUGCCGCAGCGGCUGUCACCAGCGGCGGACGCGGAGGGUGGCGUGGAGGCGGAUGCGCCUCCCGCGUGCGUCGACGGCCCCUUCGCCGCCGAGAAGACGGCGCGCCAACUCGACGAGGAGAGCGGCGCGGACGACGAGCUCGUCUUCACGCUCGACCUCCUGCACGCGCUCCUGGGCGGCGGCGACGGCAGCGGCAACAACAACAACGCCGGCGGCAAUGGCGGCAACGGGCGACGGCCGAUCAGCAUCAUCAGCUUCACCAGCAACUGCUCGACGAGAGCGUUGGCACCCGGCUCGCGUCCCGUCAGCUUCGUCAGUGUGGACUUUGAGCCGUACGCUCCUCCUCCGCCGCUGGCCGACACCGCGGCCUCGGCAGGGGCGGCGACGCCGUCGGCCCCGGCAGUGAGUCCUCCGCAUUCGUCCUCGGCCGUGGGAGCGGGCGCCUGCGUGACCAGGCUGGUGGCGGGCAUUCCCGUCGCCUUCUCGAGCCCGGCGCUCGACGGCGAGCCGUUCUCGGGGCGCGUCGCCGGCGAGGACAACUGCAGCAGCAGCAACGGCAGCAACAGCAGUUGCCGCUCGUCCAUCGGCUCGUGGCUGAGCGAGCUGAGCAACGCCGGCAGCCUCGGGAGCGAGGGGGAGCAGUCUUGCGACAGCUUCGUUGUGCAGGCCAUGUGCGCGGGAAGCGUGGAGCAAGGGGAGGCGGAGCAGAUUCUCCCGGCGAUGCGGUCGCCGUUGGAGUACGGCAAACAGGAAGGCGUUGUCGGACUCUCACAGGAUGGGCACUCGCCUGUGAAUGGGUGCUACCAGCAGGUUAGGGCACGGACUAAACCGAUGGACAAUAUCGAGCUCAAUGGAGUCAUCUUUGCUGGGGAUUUUAAGAAAUUACCCUUCGGGGAUUUAAUGGGGACCGUUCUUGAAAGGUCACCAAACCUGCAGUCUGGGCAAAGCAAGGAAGGCGGCCGGCGCACAAGUCUGAUCAUUUGCGGGGACUUCAAGGACAUAUCCAACCUUGAGAAACGAUUGUCUGCGAAACACGGCGAGGACGAUUUGGAAAACCACAAGAAGCAAAGCGUCUUCCCGUGUCCUGCGAGCGGGGCGCAGGUGGCAGUUGGUGGCGGUGCAAAAAUUCAACCGGCGGUCAUUAGGAGCGGCAUCUCCAUUCAUCCCAGGAUAACCCCCAAGCCAGCCGUGGCUCUUUUUGAAAAGGUCCCAUCUAGGGGCACUCCCGGAUCUCCUGCCAGGCAGAGCCCCAAGGCCAAAAACUGCGAUGGUUGCGUCAAACCGCCGGAGCUGAGGUCGACAUUCGAAAAUCCCUGGGUGAUGCGGGAGGAUGGUGAGAUGGACGGCCUGGAGGAGAGCACGAACGUGAGCCAUGGGAAGCCUGCCGACGUCUGCACGAGCGCUGGCACAGCUGCCGAGAGCCCCGCUCAAAGCAACGGUGGCUCCCAGGCACCCGGCGGGCAGGGGAUCAGCAGCGACGCUCUGAGAGCUGGCGGAGAGAUGCAGGGCGUGGACCGAGUGAGCGGCGGCGGCGGUGGCUACGGGGGCUACUCGCACACGCUGCCGACGAAAGCGAGCGCUCACGGGAAGUCUUCGGCGAUGCACGGCAUCGUGAGGCUCGGCAACGGUGAAGCGACGUCUUUGGACCGCGAGCAAGUGGCGACGGUGCACAGCGCUACGAUGGAUCGCAAGAAGGGAGCCGCAAAGUCGAGCGGCGGCAGCGCCGGCGGUGGCGCUGCCAACGUGUUCCUCUUUUCGAAACUGAGGAGCAGCACUCCUCCAGCACCGCCGGUCCGCAAGUCCAGCCUUGACCAGCGCAACAGAGCGGGGUGCAAGGAUUCACCCGGGGCGAACCACGCGUUUUCCUACGCCGACACGGAGGAGGCUUUCAGCAGAUUGCUGUCACCCAGCCGGGGUGUAGGCAGCGGUGGCUCCAGCUGCUCGACACCGGUGAAGGGGAAAUUGGAGUCGUCGGCCGAGCAAGGCUUCAAGCGAAGCUUCACGGGCAGGAGCGACAGCACGGAGAGAACCGGAAGCAGGAAGCAUGCGGCGGACGCGAAGAUGUUGACGGAUGGACACGGCUGCGUGGCGCCUGCCAACUCUGCGAGCAGCAGGCUGGGACGACUGAUGUUCAGGAUUUCGGGGAAUGGAGGAUCGGCAGCGCACGGCACCCUGGCGCAGGAAGCCCUGAUAGCGCACACGAAGCUCGCUGCGGAGCUUUGCUCCAAAUCCUCCUCCGUUUUCGGCUCCAAGAAUCGCAGUCAGUCGGCAAACGGCGGCCCACCUCCAGCCAAGGCGGCUCCUCUCAGCCCUCUGUCGCCAUCUUCCUCGUCGUCGUCCUCCUCCAAGACGCUGCCACACCCGGGCAGCACGCGGAGCUCCAGCUUGCCCACCAGCUCCCGCGCCGCCACGCUAUCGCGCUCGGUGCAGGCCCUGCGCAGCAAGCUGGGCCGCGGCACGUCAGAGAGCUCCUCCAAGGCGGGCCGAGUGGCCAACAGCCGAGUGUCGGAGCUCGCGUGCGGCUCUCCCAAGGCGUGCUCGUCACCCGCGUCACCUCCGCAGUCACCUUCGGCACCGACGUCACCGGUCACCGGAGGAUCGGGAGCGGCGACGGCGGCGGCGGCAACAGCAGCCGGAGCGGCCGCAGUGGUCGGGCCGAUGGGGAGCGGCCGCGGCAGCCGGGGCUUGCUCCCGACGGUGGCCGACUCGGACAGCGGCAACGACAGCGGGGUGCAACUGACGGACGAGAAGCCCCCCCAGGCAGGCUCGGCGGCGGCCGGUGGAGCACCGGCAUCGCCGAGCGCGGCCGCCUCCUCCACGGGCGCCGGCGCCACGUCGAGCUCGGCCGUCAAACUCGCGCUGCCGUCGCCCUACAGCAAGGUGACGGCGCCGCGGCGGCCGCACCACCGCAGCAGCGGGCACGGCAGCGACACGAGCAGCGUGCUCAGCGGCGAGAUGCCGCCGGCCAUGGGCAGCGCCGCGCUCUUCUACUGCCAGAACGUCGGUGGCGGCGGGGGGAUGGGCGUCAAACCGGGCUGCGGCUUGGCGGGGGGCGGCGGCGGCGGCGGCGGCGGUUCGGUCGCCGGCGUGGUGGCUCCCAUCCGGCGCGCACUGCGUGGCAGCCCCCUUGCCGGGACCAGCAGCUGCAGCAGCAGCGGGUACGAGACGGGAGCCAGGCAGGAGCCGAGGGCCAUGGCGGCGGAAGGCGCCACGGCCGCAGCCGCCGUCAUGACAGUGAGGUCGGCGCCCAACUCGCCCGCGUCGUACAAGCACGAGUCGGCGGUGAGCGACAGCGGGCAGCAGUCGUCCGGCAGCAGUGGGCACUGGUCCCCGCGCAGCUUCAAGUCGCUCAACAGGAAGGCGCUGCUGGGCUCACAGCGACGGCGUCUGGCCCACCAGCCCCAUCCGGCGGCUCCUCCUACGCUGCCGCCCGUGGACGUGCCGCCGUGCGUGCCGCCGUGCGUGCCGCCGUGCGUGUCGCCCGCGCGCAAGGCGCCCGCGCCGCCGCCCCGCCGCGCGGACCCCCGUCCCGCUCAGCGAGUCCUCAACGAGCCCUUCGAGAUCAAGAUCUACGAGAUCGACGGCGUGCAGGCGGAGCCUUUUCAAGGUAUUGAUGAACUCCUGGUCUACUUCAGCGACCGGCUGAAGCGGGUCGAGGAGCGGCACCAGCGGCUGUCGGAGCUGCAGGACAGGUAUCUGGCGCUGCGCCUCGAGCUGGAAGCCUCCAUGCGCCACCUCAUGAUCGAGCCAAGCAAGUGGACCGCCGAGUUUGAGGUGGACGGCGAGCUGGACGAGGCCUCGCUGGAGUACCUCGACUGCCUGGAGCGCGCCACCGAGCGCCUGGAGCAGCGCCUCAACGUCUGCAAGUCGCACAUCAUGAUCAUCACCUGCUUCGACGCCACGCGUUGACGACGCAGCACUACUUGGCGCGCGCUCGCGCCGGGGAGUCGAGGGUUGGGGAGAGGCGGAGAGGCGGUGGCUGGGGGGGGGGAGAAGAGAGGCGGACGAGCGUAGACGAGGCGGAGCGGGGGGCUGCAUUGGCGGUAUCUGGGAGAGGGGACUUGAGGGGUAAACGCCGGCCACCACAUUGUUGAUAUUCGUAGCGAACGAAAGAGGGGGUUUUUGACCGCAGUGCUUACUUAACUCCUAUCGCUUCGCUGCGAGCAAAAACUAAAAAGCAGGCUUGUUUGCAUUUAUUGGAGACACUUUUCCCCGUGCUUUUCAAUGCCAUUUGUCGAUGCUGUCAUGGUCGUGGUACCAACGAUUUGGCCCGCCGCAAAGCAAUUCGCCGGUCAACCUGCCUGCCAUUCCCUCGCACGCUCCAACGAGGGAACAGAGGCAGUUGUGGAUGGAGACCCUCCCUGAUGGGAGGAAGAUUGGAUGUAUACCGUAUAUACAUGCAGCAUAUGCAGCAUAUGGUUUUGUCUAGGCAUGUGAAUCUUCUGCUGUGGUGCUAAAUGAGUAUCUUUCACUCCAAGCCAAUAUUUCUAAAUUAAGCCCAAGGUAGCGCGUCUUAACUUCCAUUGUAACCACGCAGCUCCUCGUCCCCUUCAACUGCCUGAAGUGUUUUCGGGUCGUCUUCAUUGCUGCGGGUUUUUGUGAUGCCGAGUUCGGAAGUUUUUUUCUACGGAGCACCGCCAUUCAGAUCGGGGUCCGCGCGCGUCCCCUUGUGAUCGAACAGCACUCUCAUCAGGGCUGCGUCCACCAGCGUUUCACUGAAACAGCCAUAUCCAGAAUAUGGAAAACGCAUGGCUACGGAACCGCAGGUCGGCGUGCGAAAAUCAAGCGCGCGUCUGAGGGAUUUUAAACUUCGUCAUUGCCGCGAUGGCAGGAAGCACGUGUCCAUCCCAUGCCACCUCUGGAAAAAGGAAGCCUGGUUUGUGGGACUUCAAGUUACGUUGCAACGACAGUGAAAGGGUUGGUGGAGAAGGGGAAUGUGAUUCUGGGAAGUGGAGGUCGGAACUGGUAAAAUGACAUUGGGAGAUGUUUGUCAACACGGCGCGAGACAUAAAUAUGGGGAUGGCCGAUAACAUCGUGGUAGGAUUUUUUUCUUCUUCUUGGGUUGGAUUUGUUGACGAUCCCUUACGAUGGUAUCGUGCUAAUAGCAGGAAUGUGCAGGCUACGUGGAAUGUAGGCGAUUUGCAAGUGGUCAGGCUGGUGAGAAAAAUUGGGCUUGAGCAGAUUUUUUUUUUUCCUGGAAGAUACCUCGUGUGGGACACUGACAUUUUUUGACAGCUCGAGGUGGCAUGAAGUGACAUGAAGACCAUAGAGUUCUGCAGGGCGGUGUAUCAAACUUUGUAAAGUUGUAUAUCGUAGGUCGCAAGUGCAUUGUGAAGUGCCAAAUGAGUCGUUGAAGUAAUAUUUGUUGCCGGGGCAUGGAGUGAUGUGGCGGUGAAUGGUUUUCCAUGCGGUGGUCAUGCAUUAGCCAAUAAUCAUGCUUUUUCUUCUUGGCAGCAAGUUUACCCUUUUAUUAUUUAUUUUUUCCUUUGUUAAAAAAUUAUAAUAAUGAUUUACAGCCCUUUGGCAAUCAACUGCUGGAUGAAUGCCUCUCCACGUCAGUCGUGGGCGGGUUGUUUGACCAUACUUCACUAUUCUGGUUUGUGUGGGUUGGUGAGGGAUGGGAAGGAGAGACAGUAUCGGUUCUGGUAUCAUUCGCCACUGAUGUUUGCUGUAGUCGGCAAUUGGACUCCGGUCUCCGGGUUCAUAGAGUGCACUGGGUUAAUCGAUGCACCACCGCUCAUCCAUUCUUCUUUUUUAUAAAUAAGGAAAAAACAAAAUGGUUUUCACUUUUGAAAACGGAACAGAGUGAAGCAGUGAAAUGUGCCCGAUGCACUUUGAAGAAAUGACAUCACAUGCAUCUGAAUGAGCCCUUGAUGUUGAUGCGUGUGCUUCCAGCAAGGAGAUUUGCUUUCUGCAUGCUUUGGAAGUCAGAAAUAUAUAUAUAUGGUUUAAACAAAGUUCAUCAAAUGUGUUUUGCAAGAAAGAAAAUGGCACUGGUAUUUGAGAUAUGGGCAAAUUCAUGAACUGACCUCUCUGGUUUACGUGCCAUUGCUCAGUAGCUGGCAGGGGAUUGAGGGCUUUAAGAAAAGAUUACCGUGGGUGGGUUCACAGCAAAGGUCCGAUCAUAGGUGAAGUGGAAAGGCCAGAGUUGCGAGAUUGAGUGGCACGCGGCUGAAUUGGACAGGUCAGAAUUUUGUUUAGAAAGCAAAACGGAAUGGCAGGAGUGAGCACUCCCACUAUUACACAUCAUCGUUCACAGCACGAGGAUGGCUUUAGGGAAGCACAGCUUAGGAAAACGUUCACCAAAGGAUUGAUUGAUGUCAAAAACAUAAAAAUGUUAUGGGACAAAGUGGAUGUGUGAAAAAACAAAAAAACUCAACAGACAAUUCCAGGAAUUACAUAAAUGUGUGCAGUGUUUGUGCCCAAAGUACUGUUUAUAUAUAUAUACUUAGGGGAGGAAGUGCAGCAUGUAUCCAGCUGGCUGCUUAAAACCCAAGGAUAUUUCCAGGAGGCUCUGUAUUUUUUUUAAAUGUCUAAUUCCAGGAGGGCGCAGGUUCGGGCGUUAUUCAUUCAUCGGUUGACAAAAUAAAAUGUUGAAGGUUGAACAGUGGAAAAAUGGCAUUUAACGUUGAGGGCAAAUGACAAUACAAAAAAAUAUGUACCUUCAUGGAACGCAUGAAAGACAAAUGCUGAUUGGAAAAAAGCAACAAAAACGCCUUUUUAAAAAUCAUAUUUGCAAAUAAGUCGGUGUCAAGCAUUGAAAUUGCUUUGGACAGAGCAACCAAAUCUGAAACCAUAAGUACUGGAAAUAUAGAAGACUUAUUUCGGUCUUGCUAAGUGAAUGCAGCUGUUUUGUUCUUUGAGGCCUUUUUUCAGGCAGGUUUCAAAGGCUUUUGCAAUGUCGUGGAAUCCUGUUAAUUUUAGUGAUUGAAGAAAAUUACCAUUUAAGUUCAGAUUUUUACAUUGAACAUCUGCAUUUUGUGAAGGGUCCUCUCCAUCCAUUUCCUAUGUUGCACUUCUAUAUACGGUAUAUACAUGUUUGAAGGUUAACCUUCAUUUACAAUGUCAUUGAAAAAACCCUACAUAUGCCUACAGUCUUUAAUGUUUCACAACAUAUUAUAAUCGAACACUUUUUACUUUGGAAAAUGUAAAAUAGAUUAUUUAAUUUAGUGUUAUUAAUUUUAACACAAAAGUGCCUUAUUUUGACGGCUGGUAAAUAUCCCAAUCAAAGUAGAGCGCAGUUGUAUAACACCCAACAGAAAGCUGUCGCUUCCCGACGCAUCGUGCAAAUUCAUUUUUGAUAAUCACAAGAUAUUGCAUUUUAAAACUAUGAAUAUAAUGCCGGCAAAUAUGGUUGUUAAAACCCAGUGGGGGAAAAAAAACGUCCCCUGCAGUGUUGUCACUGCCAUCCUGUGUUCAGUCUGGGAUGCCUUUUGUGUGGAAUAAAAUUAUCGUUACCGACGGCAUCUGCACAGGCUCUCUUAGAAAGAACUUCCUUAAAUCGCUCUCGAAUUUACACCCCAGGAGGAUUGUGGAGGUGAGUGACUUUACUUACUAACCUGGGGGACAGGUGACCAGCCACCAUGCCUAAACCACCUUUCGUUGUCUUAAAACUGCUGCAAGGUGGCCCCCUUUUUUUCAGGCCAAGUCAAACUUCGAGGGGCAUUCACCACAACAACCGAGCUACGUUGAGUACAACCGUGACCAGUGUUUGCUCAUUUUAGGGCGAGUUGGCCUAAAGGUCGUCAAUGAGGUGUGUGACGGCUUGGGUUGUGUAAAAAAAUAUUCUCAUAAAAUACUUGCCUCUGUUUUCACAAAAAAACUAAUUACGCAGACUGUUAUGACUGCAUCGAAGCCAGAUCUGUAAACCCAUGGGUUGCUGACCAUGGAAAUUGAUUUGUCAAACUGCCUGACAGCUAAGCAGAUGGCAGGUUCCUAAAAGGUGCUCUUUUUAUUCCAGUCAUGACAUGGUAAUUUCCAGCUGUUGACUCUGGUUUUAUAAGCAGAGGAGCAGUCUGCGUGCUGCUGAAUUGCCCAGUCAAACAAGUACGCGUGUGUGGGCAUUUGAGGACCAAAAAACAAAACCGCUUUCAUGGUUAUGGCAAACUCGUUAAUCUUACGAAUAUUUGAUCGACGAAACAGCAUGCUCAUUUAAAAAUAUACGGCGUACACAUUUAGCUUGUUUUAAAAAUUCUUCUUCGCUUUUGGGUCUUCGAAUCUUUCAAAUAUUAAAUAAAAUGUGCAACCCCCUCUGCUCCCCUCUUAACCCCCUCCCGGAAAGCCCAAAACCGAUGGUGUUAUUGUAACGGAGCUGUAGAUUUUAAUUAGAAAACCCCCCGAUGCUGCUUGCUUCUGACUUUUGUUCUUCAGACGAACACAAAUAGCCCUCCCAACACGAUCUGCAUGAACAUUUUAACGAUUAAUUUUCGAACACAAGUGCUUGCCGCUUAUAUCACGCCUUCCGAGAUUUUUGUUUUUGCACGGUGGCUUUGGUGAGCCCAAUGCCGAUGUAAAUAUGCUCGAAAUGUAAAUAUUCACCCGGUUUAAUUAUGUGUGCAGCGUUAGGUGGUUGAAGGGGGAACAUUGUAUCUGGCUUGAUAGCACUAGUGUUGUCGGGGGAGGUGUAGGUGUGCUUAUGUUGAACUUCUUUCGCACCGUAUGUAGACGCUAACCAUGCUAAUCGGGGGUGCGGGAGAAGGGCAACAAAAUAAAUAAAUAAAACCGUUCUUAAGAAUUGAGUUUUCAAUAUGAGAUUGUUUUAAAAAUGCGUAUUUAAACAAUAUAUAGUGUUGCAAAGGGUAAAGGCGACGCCGUGCAACUGCUCGCUCAUGUCUCUGCUGGCAGAAGAGCCUCCGCUAGAGGGAGCUCUGGAGAGCCACGGGAGAAGGUUUUUUGGCCUACUCUUCCACGCUUGGCCAGAUGCCUUGGCAGACACGGGAGUACCAACACUGUACCCCACCACACAUGACCAGCCGAUUGACUCAUUGAGUGUAUGUAUUUUGUAUAAAAUAUGAAUUGUUUAUAGCAUGUAUUGCUAUUCGAGUUGAAAACGUGGCUUUAUCUCCUCCAUGCCACCGAUAACAUCUCCCCCAAACAGUUCGUGGCACCGCCUGACUGCAGGAAUUGAGUCCUGUGCUGUUCGUGCACACGUUGCCCGUGUCCGUGUGGGUGUGUGUUUGACCACGUGGAGCAAUGCAUGCAGGGUGUUAAACAACUACAGUCUCGGUGUGUAAACGUGUUCGUGGGUUCCGCAUCGCCGUCUUUGGGGGCACCCUUCUCUUUCAGAAUGGCGAACAUAAAUUCUGAAAUGUGCGUUUUUUUUUACUGAAAAUAUGAAAUAGGAGUUAUUGAGUGUCGUAUGCAUUGAUUGAUGAGAGAGUGAGACGUGAGAAAUUGCACUUUUGAAUUCAGCAGGUUUUUAUUGUUUUGUCAAAAUUCGGUCGCAGUGAGAUGCAUUGCUGUUGUAAAUCGCCUUAUUCUUUGGAGACUUGGUAGGAAAUAUAUGAGAUCCAGAGAGUAAUUCACAUGCAUGGAAGCUUUUAUCAAUACGGUAUAUAUUAGAUAUGUGGCACAAUGGUAAACUGAUAAUGCUUGUUGUAUCUAGGUGCAGUCACUGUGUCCCAAACUCCAAAUCACGAUUCUUCUUGUUCAAUUAAAAACAGAGCCAUGAAUGUUCACUGAGAUGGGUAUUUUCUGUUCGUUUUUGUUGUGCUGUAAUUGCCGUUUGUCUGCUUUGUUAGCCCACCUUACUGGCGAUUGUUUUCUUUUUUACUCCAAGACUGAAGCCUCAAAAUCAUUUGGAGACGUAGGUCAAAGAAGCCAUGCAAGUCUAAUGUAUAUUGCUCAUUAAAACAAGGGUAAACAUUAUUUAAGUUGUUAGCAAGGCCCAGGGUAAACAAUUUGCCAGGUGAAUUUUGAUUUCAAACACGAAGACUGAACAGAAUAGCCUCUUGUAAAUUGGGUGAAAUCUGGAAGCAUAAUAAAUUGAUCAGCUGUACAAGUUAGCACGCCCGGCUGUGCAGGUCUCACUCCCGAGAUCACGGGUCACAUUGUGCAAGGAGGAAUAUAGUUGCUGCAUGUUGGGUGUCGCGAUAUGUCGUGGGAUUUCCAUUCCUCACGAUGGACACCAUCUCAUGUUAGUCUCGUCACGGAUGAUUCCCUGUGGAGCAAGGCUGGGAUUGCACAGCUGGUGCCAACACAGGGGCUGGAAUAAAACAUUUAAAAUGCCUCGUGCCACUUUUCGACACGCUAAGAUUUACUCGUUACGGCAAUAAGGGUCGAAACCACAAUUCUGCUUUGGUGAAUUUGCUGAGUUUUUUUUUAUAUAAUUAAUUUGCUUGAGCUCGGAUACAAUCAAGGUGAUGAACGUGUUACAUGCUUUGUAAAAUAUAUAUUUUGCUUUCCUUUUCGUUUGUGACGGCAAUGCGGCGAUGGUGUAUUGGCGAGUACGAGAUGCUCGCCGUUGCACCCGUUAUGUUAUCGCGUGUCCGUAUACGCGUGUCUUGAGCGUGCACAUUAAGCGACGGCGCUUGUUUUGAGCACGGGUGGCCGUUAUGACUUGGGAUUUUAGCAAGAAUGCGCGGAGCUGCACGGUCCAAACACAUGGCAAACAUUUGCAUGCCACUUGAUGGUAUUAAUUACCCUGCAAAUGCCUGGCCUGAGCUACACAUACUCCCUAAUUUGAAUAUAAAUUUAUGUUACAUGAAUGUGUCAUUUAAUUACGCGUAAUAAUUUAGGAUGAUUUAAAUUGCCCAAAAAACGGAAAGCUUCCCGUCAUCUUACCAAGUUUAGCCCAAUGAAUAAUUGCCACCCUAAUUACUGUACGCCAUUUAGUAUUCCCAAAGUCGGAAAAUCGGUAGAGUUGCAGAGUUAAAGUAUUGCCAGACUCGUGUGUGGAGCAUGGUUUGUUUGAGUUGGUAGCACUUUGCAUCCCUGAAUAUGACCCAUGCGUGUAAAAAAAAAAAACACGUGCCGUUGGCAGUACAAUCCAAUAGACAAGUGAAAGUGUAUGAUAUUGGCUCAAUCCCUAGUCAUAACAGAGUGCGAAUUCUUGUGUUUGUAUAUACAUGGAACGACUGUACAGAUGUGUUGCAACGCUAUUGGCUAUAUCAUAUAUAAGUAUGCAUAUUCGCAAGCGCGACUCGGUCUGUAUAUGCACAGUGCUAUGAUCUGCUUCAAGUUGCACCAUGACCUACAGUGUAAGCCAAAAUAAACAAAAAACUUCAUGAACCGUCAA